This is a messenger RNA of Pogona vitticeps (central bearded dragon), 3238 nucleotides long. The record is from RefSeq and is a predicted model, not a curated record. NCBI's taxonomy places the organism in Eukaryota, Metazoa, Chordata, Lepidosauria, Squamata, Agamidae.
CUUGGUGCCAACUGAGCCGACAUAUGAACAACUAUACACUCUAGGACUGGAAACAAGCUCAGAGGCAGUUCAGCAUCUGCCAGCAUGGAAAUGCUGCCACCCCCAAGCAUGAACUUGUGCUUUGUGUCAGAACAAACUCAGCAGCCUCAUAUGAAAUUUUCUGAAUGGAAAUUCAAACUGUUCAAAGUGAGACCCCUUGGAAAGCCACUUCCUGAAGACAGUCAUCUGGCUAAUAGCAAUAAAGGAGAAGUGGCAGCCUCUCUGGACAAAGUCACUGAAAAUCAGGCUGAAGUGUCAACUCUACCUGCAGAAGUAUGUUCUGAAACAGAUACUGAAUUGAACAAAAGCAUACAGACAAUAAAUAAAGACACUUUUCCUCUGAGCCAAAAAGAGACUGAAAAUCAUCAGACAAACCUUCAGAAACUCUGUCGCAUUUGUGGAGGUUCAUUUAAAAGUGACCCUUACAAGAGAAGUUACCCAGUCCACGGACCAGUAGAUGAUGAUACACAAGCCCUUCUCAGAAAGAAGGAGAAAAGGGCUACAUCCUGGCCAGAUCUCCUUGCCAAAGUGUUCAAAAUUGAUGUUAGAGGAGACAUUGACACCAUCCACCCUACUAAUUUUUGCCACAACUGCUGGAAUGUGAUUCAAAGGAAAUUCAGCAAUUCCCCAAGUGAGGUAUUUUUUCCAAGGAAAGGCACCAUGGAGUGGCACCCCCAUUCAUCGAGCUGUGAUGUCUGUGGCACUUCUUUCCAUGGGAUAAAGAGAAAGAAGCGAUCUCUGAAUCCACAGUUGAGCAAAAAGCCAAGGAUUGUAGCUGGAAGUACUAGAAAAGUAAGGCCUGUGAGGAAUGUAAAACAAGUGAGCAACAAAGCUGUAAUGAAAAGGAUUGCCAGUUGCAACAAAAUCCACCUCAGUACCAAGAUUCUCGCGGUAGACUAUCCUGUGGACUUUGUAAAGUCAGUCUCUUGCCAGGUCUGUGAGCACAUCCUAGCUGAUCCUGUAGAAACAACAUGCAAGCACUUAUUCUGCAGGGCCUGCAUCCUUAAAUGCAUCAAAGCAAUGGGAAGCUACUGCCCAGCCUGUCGCUAUCCUUGUUUUCCUACAGAUCUGGUGAGCCCCGUGAAAUCCUUCAUGAACAUCCUCAACAAUCUGAUCCUGAGAUGUCCUGUUAAAGAUUGCCAGGAGGAGGUUGUUUUGGGAAAAUAUGCCCACCAUUUUUCUAGCCACAAAGAGGCAGAAGAAAAAGAGGGCUAUGCCUAUAUAAACAAAGGGGGUCGACCAAGACAACACCUACUUUCACUCACCCGGAGAGCUCAAAAACACCGCCUAAGAGAACUCAAACUCCAAGUAAAAGCUUUUGCUGAGAAAGAAGAAGGAGGAGAUGUGAAAUCAGUGUGCUUAACUUUGUUCCUAUUGGCUCUGAGAGCUAGAAAUGAGCACCGCCAAGCUGACGAGCUGGAAGCUAUCAUGCAAGGGAAGGGAUCAGGCCUCCACCCAGCUGUUUGCUUGGCAAUCCGAGUCAACACUUUUCUCAGCUGUAGCCAAUACCAUAAAAUGUACAGGACUGUGAAAGCCAUAACAGGAAGACAGAUCUUUCAGCCAUUGCAUGCCCUCCGAACUGCUGAAAAGGCCCUUCUGCCAGGUUACCAUCCAUUUGAGUGGAAACCACCCUUGAAAAAUGUGUCCAGUAACACAGAUGUAGGCAUUAUCGACGGGCUUUCGGGCAUACAGCAUUUGGUUGAUGACUAUCCUGUAGAUACAAUUGCAAAGAGAUUUCGGUAUGAUGUAGCUUUGGUUUCUGCCCUGAUGGACAUGGAAGAAGACAUUAUAGAAGGGCUGAAAUCUCAGGACUUCGAUGACUAUUUGAAAGGCCCUUUCACUGUGGUGAUUAAGGAGUCCUGUGAUGGAAUGGGAGAUGUCAGUGAGAAGCAUGGUUGUGGUCCUGCAGUCCCUGAGAAGGCAGUUAGAUUCUCUUUCACACUUAUGAGUAUCUCUGUCGCUCAUGGUGAUGCAAAUGUAAAGAUUUUUGAAGAAAAUAAGCCCAACUCUGAACUGUGUUGCAAACCUUUGUGCCUUAUGCUGGCUGAUGAAUCAGACCAUGAGACGCUCACAGCCAUCUUGAGCCCUCUUGUAGCAGAAAGAGAGGCCAUGAAAAGUAGCGAACUGAUACUUGAUAUGGCUGGAAUUCCAAGAAUGUUCAAAUUCAUCUUUAGGGGUACUGGAUAUGAUGAAAAACUUGUCCGUGAAGUAGAAGGCCUAGAAGCUUCAGGCUCUACUUACAUUUGUACUCUGUGUGACACAACACGUCAGGAGGCCUCUCAGAACUUGAUACUUCACUCCAUAACAAGGAGUCAUGCUGAAAACCUGGAACGCUAUGAGGUAUGGAGAUCAAAUCCCUACCAUGAAACUGUUGACGAACUACGCGACAGAGUGAAGGGAGUUUCUGCCAAGCCAUUUAUUGAGACAGUUCCUUCGAUAGAUGCUUUGCAUUGUGAUAUUGGCAAUGCAGCAGAGUUUUACAAGAUAUUCCAGUUUGAAAUUGGUGAAGUGUACAAAAACCCUGAUGCAUCAAAAGAAGAAAGAAAGAGAUGGCAGUCAACCCUUGAUAAACAUCUCAGGAAGAAGAUGAACUUGAAACCUAUGAUAAGGAUGAAUGGAAAUUUUGCUAGAAAGCUCAUGACCAUGGAGACUGUGCAAGCAGUUUGUGAAUUAAUAAAAUGUGAGGAGAGACAUGAAGCCCUCAGAGAGCUCAUGGACCUUUAUCUUAAGAUGAAACCAGUUUGGCGGUCUUCAUGUCCCAUGAAAGAAUGUCCAGAGCUAGUAUGUCAAUAUAGUUUCAAUUCUCAGCGUUUUGCAGAAUUGCUGUCUACAAAAUUUCGUUACAGAUAUGAGGGCAAGAUUACCAAUUACUUUCACAAAACCCUUGCUCAUGUUCCAGAAAUUAUAGAAAGAGAUGGCUCCAUUGGUGCUUGGGCAAGCGAGGGAAAUGAGUCUGGGAACAAACUUUUCCGACGUUUUCGGAAAAUGAACGCCAGACAGUCUAAAUGCUAUGAAAUGGAAGAUGUCUUAAAACACCAUUGGCUGUAUACAUCAAAACAUUUGCAGAAGUUUAUGAACGCUCAUAAUACGUUGAAAAAUCAGGGGUUCACCAUCAGUCCAGAGGAAAGUGAAAGCAAUUUCAUGACUUUGGAUGACUCUUUGGAGAUUACUGAUUCCAUGGAAUUCUAAGGCGAACAAA